This is a messenger RNA of Macrosiphum euphorbiae (potato aphid), 255 nucleotides long. NCBI's taxonomy places the organism in Eukaryota, Metazoa, Arthropoda, Insecta, Hemiptera, Aphididae. The record is from the annotation of a GenBank genome assembly.
AUGACGUCCAAAAAUAAAUGUUUAACACUAAAUGAAAAAAUUAAACUAAUUGAGUCAAGUGAAAAAGAUAAAUUAACAGUAAAACAAAUUUGUGAACUUUUCAAAUGUGGAAAAAGUCAAGUGUAUAAUAUAUUAAAGCAAAAAAAUGAAAUAAAAGAACAAUGGAUGAAUGGAAAUGGGCGAAUGAAAAGAAAACCAAAAUCCAACGCUAAUGAAGAAAUUAAUAAUUUGACUGGGAGUGUUUGUAAGUGCUAG